CUCUCGACAUCCGACUGCCAGUCAAUCAGCCACGAUGCCGUCCCAGAAGUCUUUCCGCACCAAGCAGAAGCUUGCAAAGGCUCAGAAGCAAAACCGCCCCAUCCCCCAGUGGAUCCGCCUGAGGACAAACAACACCAUCAGGUACAACGCCAAGAGGAGGCACUGGCGCAAGACUCGUCUCGGUAUCUAGACGACUCGCCCAUGGGCCCUCAUUUUCGACUUUCGAUUCUCGCAUUCAAGUACACAGCCGCGUACACGACAAAUACAAUCACGAGCGCACCUACGGAAAUCGAUUUCGAAUCGCAAUGACGGGAAUCGAGCGGACAGUCUUCUAAGCGGGGCACAUUAUGUCUUUCUUCAUGAAUGGUAUGGGUAUCUGCGAAUACUCUGGCGCUUUUGCGGGAAUGAGAAAUCGAAUCAUGAUGGGUUAGACUAGGCAGUGGUUUGAGAUACGAAUACACUUGCUGGUCGCAAUGAAUUACGAUGUGCGUGCGUCGUUCGAUGUGUAUGGAUCGUGAUGUGCGUGCUACUUGUUUGGCACGUUGCUAAUGCUAUCAUGCAU
Messenger RNA from Macroventuria anomochaeta, 562 nucleotides. Its product is annotated as putative 60S ribosomal protein L39. The transcript is spliced from 3 exons. Lineage: Eukaryota; Fungi; Ascomycota; Dothideomycetes; Pleosporales; Didymellaceae. Gene Ontology annotation, cellular component: cytosolic large ribosomal subunit; ribosome. The record is from RefSeq and is a predicted model, not a curated record. Gene Ontology annotation, biological process: translation. The coding region runs from base 35 to 190 and encodes 51 amino acids. Gene Ontology annotation, molecular function: structural constituent of ribosome.